AUGGAGAGAUCCCCCUCCCAGGACUGGGCCACCGAGCCCAUCGCCAUCGUCGGCCUCAGCUGCAAGCUGGCCGGCGAGGCCAGCAGUCCCCAGAAGCUGUGGGAGAUGCUGGCCGCGGGGAGGAGCGGCUGGUCCGAGAUCCCUGAGGAGCGGUUUAACCUGGCUGGCGUGUAUCAUCCCAAGCGCGAUAAGCUGAGUACUACUGAUGUCCGCGGCGGACAUUUCAUGGAUGAGGAUCUGGGGUUAUUCGAUGCUCCGUUCUUUAAUUUUUCGGCGGAGAUGGCCACGACCAUGGACCCCCAAUUCCGCCUGCAACUGGAAUCCGUCUACGAGGCGCUGGAAAACGCCGGGAUUCCCCUCCCCACCAUCACCGGCUCGAACACGGCCGUGUACGCCGCCCUGUUUGUGCGCGACUACCGCGACAUGAUGAUGCGCGACGAGGAGUCGCUGCCGCGGUUCUACCCCACGGGCAACGGCGACGCCAUGUCAUCCAACCGCGUGUCGCACUUCUUCGACCUUCGCGGGCCCAGCUUCACCCUCGACACGGGGUGCUCGGGCGGUCUGGUGGCGUUCCAUCAGGCCGUGCAGGGUCUGCGUUCAGGCGAGUCGGACAUGGGGCUGGUGUGUGGCGCCAAUGUGAUGCUGAAUCCGGAUAAUUUCAAGGUGAUGGCUUCGGUUGGGCUCCUCUCGCCCGACGGCAAAUCCUACGCGUUCGACAGCCGCGCCAACGGCUACGGCCGCGGCGAAGGCAUCGCCACCCUCGUCAUCAAACGGCUCUCCGACGCCCUCGCCGCCGGAGACCCCAUCCGGGCCAUCAUCCGCGAAACCGGCCUGAACCAGGACGGCAAGACCGAGACCAUCACGACCCCCAGCGGCGACGCCCAGGUCGCCGUCAUCCAGGACUGCUACCGGCGCGCAGGCCUCAACCCCCGGGACACGCAGUACUUCGAAGCGCACGGGACGGGCACCCUCACCGGCGAUCCGAUCGAGGCGCGGGCCAUCGCGACCGUCUUCCAGGAGGGGCGGACGGAGUCUGACCCGCUCCGGAUCGGGUCUGUCAAGACGAAUAUCGGGCAUACCGAGUCUGUCAGUGGGCUGGCGAGCCUGAUCAAGGUGGUGCUGGCGAUGGAGAAGGGGAUGAUACCGCCGAGUAUCAAUUUCGAGAAGCCGAAUCCGAAGCUCGCGCUGGAGGAGUGGCGUCUGAAGGUGGUGACUGAGCUCGAGGCCUGGGAGGUUCCCACCGACGGGGUGCGGAGGGCCUCGAUUAAUAACUUUGGGUAUGGCGGCACGAACGCGCAUGUUAUUGUGGAGGAUACCUCCGCCGCCUUGAAGCGCAUCCCCACCGGGGGGGCGAAUGGCCCUGCCCCCCUGGACUCGCAGCUGCUGGUGCUGAGUGCCCGCGACGAGUCGGCCUGCAAGCAGAUGGUCGCCAACCUGAAGGAGCAUCUGCAGCAGAAGCAGCUGUCCGAAGCCGAGGAAUCCCACUUCCUGCAGGAGCUGAUCUACACCCUCGGCGAACGCCGCACGCGCUUCCCGUGGAUCGCGGCCCAGCCGGUCCCCACCACGACGGGGCUCGCCGGCGUCAUCCAAGCCCUAUCCACCCCCAAGUUCACCCCCCGGCGGACCACCAAAGCCCCCCGCAUCGGGAUGGUCUUCACCGGCCAGGGCGCGCAAUGGCACGCCAUGGGCCGCGAGCUGAUCGCCGCGUACCCGGUCUUCCGCGCCUCGCUCCAGGAGGGCGACGGCUACCUGCGCGCCCUCGGGGCGACGUACUCGCUGGUGACAGAACUGGCCCGCGACGCGGCCAGCUCCCGCAUCAACCAAGUCGAGCUGAGCACGCCGCUCUGCAUCGCCGUGCAGAUCUCGCUCGUGCGCCUGCUUCACUCCUGGGGGGUGCGCGCCGAGGCCGUGACCAGCCACUCCAGCGGCGAGAUCGCGGCCGCGUAUGCCGUGGGAGCCCUAACCUACGCGUCUGCCAUGGCCGUGGCCUACCACCGCGCCGUGCUCGCCUCCGACAAACGCCUGCGCGGGCCGUCCCCGGGCGCCAUGAUCGCGCUGGGCGUGGGCGCCGACGAGUCCGAGGCCUACCUGGCCCGUCUGACCGGGUCCGGCACCGCGGUGGUCGCCUGCGUGAACAGUCCGUCCAGCACGACCGUCUCGGGCGACGAAUCGGCCGUGCUGGAGCUGGAGGCGCUCGCCUCGGCAGACAGCGUCUUCGCCCGCCGGCUGAAAGUCGAGACGGCCUACCACUCGCACCACAUGAGCCCCAUCGCCGACCCCUACCGCGAUGCCCUGGCCGGCCUCUCCUCCGGCCUGUCCGACGGCGACGACGACGACGACGACUCCUCCCAGAUCGCCUUCUCCUCGCCCGUCACCGGCAACCGCAUCACCAUCCUGGACCAGCUGGCCGACCCGGACCACUGGGUCGACAGCCUGCUGCAACCGGUGCAGUUUAUCGACGCCUUCACCGACAUGGUGCUCGGCGACGGCGACGCCUCGUCCACCGCCGUCGACCUCAUCCUCGAAGUCGGCCCGCACACGGCCCUGGGCGGCCCGAUCAAGCAGAUCCUGUCCCUGCCCGAAUUCACCGGCGCCACGCUGCCCUACUUCGGGUGUCUGGUGCGCAACACCUCCGCGCUGGCCAGCAUGCAGUCGCUGGCCGCGAGUCUACUCGCCGAGGGGUACGCCCUCAACCUGGACGCCGUCAACUUCCCCCACGGCCGUCCCGCGUCCCUGUCCGUGCUGACCUCCCUCCCGUCCUACCCCUGGAACCACCAGACGCGCCACUGGUUCGAAGGCCGCUUCAACCGGGCUCUCCGCGCGCGCGCCCUCCCCCCCCACAACCUCCUCGGCACGCUGGUCCUCGGCACGAACCCGGAGUCCCCCUCCUGGCGCAACAUCCUCAAGCUCGCCGACACCCCGUGGGUGCGCGAGCACGUCGUGCAGAACAACAUCCUGUACCCCGGCGCGGGCUUCAUCUGCCUGGCCAUCGAGGCCGCGAGGCAGCAGACCACCCUGCUCGCCCCCUCCCAGACCAUCAGUGGCUUCCGCCUGCGCAGCAUCGACAUCCUCCAAGCCCUCGUCGUCCCAGACACGGCCGAGGGCAUCGAGGUCCAAACGACCCUCCACCCCGUCAGCGACCGGCAAAUCGGCGCCCGAGGCUGGAAGGCCUUCGAGAUCGCCUCCGUCACGCUAGACAACCACUGGACGGUGCACGCGCGGGGGCUCAUCAUCACCGAAACCCAGGCCACCGCUGCACCCUGGCCCCUGGCGCGCCCCGCCGGCCUGACGGGGUACACCCGCCACGUGGCGCCCAGCGACCUCUACACCUCCCUGCGCGCGGUGGGGAUCAACCACGGGAAGAUCUUCCAGGGGAUCACCGCCAUCGAACAGUCGGGCGAUAACUCGCGCGCCGACUCGUGCCUCUUCGUCCCCGACACGGCCAUGGCGGACGAUCUGCCGCAUUUCGCGGUCAUUCAUCCGACGACCCUGGACCUGGUCAUUCAGACGAUCUAUGCGCCGUUGCUGGGCACGCAGGGGGAUGAUGGCGCGAAGGUCCCGAGGUCGAUUGGGAGUCUGUGGGUUUCGGCUGGCAUCGAGCAUGCGCCGGGACAUGGGUUCCGGGCGUUUACGAGUCUGAGGCAUGCGGAUGCGCAGACGCUGCGGGCGGAUGUGGUCAUGGCGGAUGAGGGGGAUGGGGAGGGAGCGCCGGUGCUGGAGAUGAGAGACGCCGUUUGUCAGUCGCUGGGGAGGAGCGCGGGGGGUGGUGAUGCGGAUGCUGCGGAGAAGGAGAUCUGUAUGAAGCUGGAGUGGGGGGUGGACGUUUCUCUUGCGGAUCGGGAGACGCUGACGGGGCUGGUCUCUUCUGCUGCUGCUGAGGAGGAGGAGGAGGGGGGGAAGGGUGAGGGUGAGGCGGUGGAUGAUCUGCGCCGUCUCGCCGGGUGGUUUGUGGGUGAUGCGCUGGCGUCACUGACGUCGACUGAUGUGGGCCGGCUGGAGGGCCAUCUUGCGCGGGUCUAUGCGUGGAUGAAGACGCAGGGAGCGUCCGGGGGGGCGAGGGUGAGUAUGGAGGCGGGGGAGAGACAGGCCCUAACUGAGCGGGUGCGUCAGGGCAGCGUGGACGGCGAACUCCUCUGCCGGGUGGGGCCGCACCUCGCAUCCAUCCUGCGGCGCGAGAUUGCUGCCGCGGAUCUGAUGAAUGAGGACGGGCUGUUGGGGAGAUAUCGCAGCGGCAAACCCGCGGGCUCGCAUCCUGGAGAUCGGGGCUGGGGCGGCCGCGGCGGGAAUCACCCGGCAGGCGUUGCAGGCCCUGGGCACGGCGGAGACGGGGGGCCCCGGGCGGAGGUGUAUCACGUCACUGCUGCGACGGGGGCGUUGGAGGAGAUCCAGGCCGAGCUGCAGGCCUGGGGGGACGUGCUGCAGGUCGGCAAGUUGGACGUGCAGGCCGAUCCGAUGACGCAGGGGUUCGAGCCGGAGAGCUUUGAUAUCGUGCUUGUGGGGCCGGGGAGCUCCGUCGCAGGGUCGAUGGAGAAUGUCCGCAGCUUGAUGAAGGCCGGGGGGACCCUGUUGCUGCUGGAGAGCCGUGAGCAGGCGGAGGUGGUGUGUACCCUGGGUCUGCUGCCGGAGUGGUGGGAGGGACGGCAGGCCGUGGCCUGGGAUGAGACGCUGCGAACGACAGGCUUCUCCGGUGUCCAGCUGGCUGUCGGACACGAGACGCAGACCAUCCUGUCGGUCGCUGGCCCCGUGCCGGUCAGGUCCCUCGCCUCGGUCCCCCUCGUCCUGGUCACCCGGCUGCUGGCCCCCCCGGAGGCGAGAUGGCUGGCCUCCCUGCAGGCCCGGCUGGGCGUGACGGAGGUGCUGGCCCUCGAGACCGCUCCGGUCGACGCCUACCAGGGCAAGAUCGCGCUGUUCGUGGGCGAGAUCGACCGGCCGCUCCUGCACGGGCUGGACGAGGCCGGCCUCGACGGCGUCCGGGCGAUGGCCAUCCACAGCCGCGACCUGCUGUGGGUGACCAGCGGCGGCGCCGUCGACUGCGAGAGGCCCGAGAUGGGGCUCGCCCCGGGCUUCGUCCGCACCCUGCGCCACGAGUACAUCGGGCGGAAGUUCGUCACGCUGGACCUGGACCCCACGGCCGAUCUCUGGGCCGACGCCAGCGUGGAGACCAUCGCCCGCGUCGUGACUGCCAGCUUCGGCGUCCCGCAGCCAGCUCCCACGCAGGCGUCGGCGGAGGAGCUGGAAUACGCAGAGCGCGGGGGCUCCAUCCUGGUGGCGAGAAUGUAUCGCGACGGGGCCCGCAACCGGGCCAUCAACCCGACGGCGGUCGACUGGGCGUCGCCCGAGUCGAUCCCCGUCGAGCCGCUCUUCCAGGCCGAUCGGCCCCUGGCCCUCCGGGUCGGCAUGCCCGGUCUGCUGGACACGAUUGCCUUUGACGACGACGUCGACGCCCCCGACGGCACGCGGUUCCCGCCGGACCUGAUCGAGAUCGAGCCGCGGGCGUACGGGGUCAACUUCCGGGACGUGAUGGUGGCGAUGGGCCAGCUGGAGGAGCGCGUGAUGGGGCUGGACGCUGCAGGCGUCAUCACCCGCGUGGGCAGCCGGGCGGCCGCCCAUGGAUACGCCGUGGGCGACGAGGUGUUUGCCAUGUUGCGAGGCGGAUACGGCAGCCGCGCGCGCACGGAGUGGCAGCUGGCGAUGCACCUCCCCCCGAACCUCGACUUCGCGCAGGCGGCCUCGGUGCCCGUGCUGUUCAUCACCGUCUACCUGGCCUUCUACCAGGUGGCCCGGCUGGAGCGCGGCCAGACGGUGCUGAUCCACGCGGCGGCCGGGGGCGUCGGGCAGGUGGCCAUCCAGUUCGCGCAGCUCAUCGGGGCGGAGAUCUUCGCGACGGUGGGCUCCCCCGAGAAACGAGCCCUGAUCAUGGACCGCUACGGCAUCCCCGCCGACCACAUCUUCCACAGUCGCGACACCUCCUUCGCGGCGGGCGUGCGGGCUGCCACGGACGGGGCGGGCGUGGACGUCGUGCUGAACUCCCUGGCCGGCCCUCUCCUCCAGGAGAGUCUCAACCUGGUGGCGCCCUUUGGCCACUUCGUCGAGAUCGGCAAACGCGACCUCGAGUCCAACAGCUUCCUCGAGAUGCGGCCGUUCGCGCGGCACAUCUCGUUCUCGGCCAUCGACCUGCUGGCCUACUCGCGCCAGAAGCAGGCCGUCAUCCACCGCGCCAUGGCCGAGAUCGCACGACUGCUCGAGCAGGGCGCCCUCAGUCCGGUCCACCCGGUGACGACCUACCCACUGGCCGACAUCUCGCAGGCCUUCCGCCUGUUGCAGGCGGGCAAACACACGGGCAAGGUCGUGCUCACGGUAUCCCCGACCGAGCAGGUCCGCGUCCUCCCGCGGGGCCCAACGGCACAGCUCCGCCCGGACGCAUCGUACCUGCUGGUGGGCGGGGCUGGCGGCAUCGGGCGGUCGAUGGCGCACUGGCUGGCGGCGCAUGGGGUGCGCAACCUGAUCAUCCUCUCGCGCAGUGCAGCCACCCACCCGGCGGCCGCAGCCCUAACCGCCGAGCUGGCGCCGACCUGCCGCGUCCUGGCGCUGAGCUGCGACGUCACCUCGCCCUCCUCGCUCUCCCAGGCCCUCCAGACCUGCCGAUCCACCCUGCCCCCGAUCCGCGGCGUCAUCCAAGCCGCCAUGGUCCUCCGGGACACGGUGCUCGAACGCAUGACCCUGUCCGACUACCACGCGGCACUCGCCCCCAAGACCACCGCCAGCUGGAACCUGCACUCCCAGCUCGACGGAUCCGGCCCACUCGACUUCUUCAUCUUCCUCUCCAGCAUGUCCGGCGUCUACGGCAACGGCAGCCAAGCCAACUACGGCGCGGGCAACGCCUACGAAGACGCACUCGCGCACCACCGGGUCACCCACGGCCUCCCCGCCGUAGCCCUCGACCUGGGCCCCGUCAAGGGCGUCGGCGUGCUCGCCACCAACACCGAGAUCGCCCGCCGCAUGACGCGCGCCGGGCACUUCCCCGUCUCCGAGUCGCAGGUGCUACGCCUCCUCGAGUCCGCCAUCCUGAACCCCUUUGCGCGCCAGAUCGUCGUCGGCCUGAACAGCAGCCCCGGGAAACACUGGGACCGGGACAGCGAGUCCCAACUCGGCCGCGACGCGAGAUACAUCGCCCUGCAAGCCCGCGUCUCCUCCUCCACCUCCACCUCCACCUCUUCCACCACCAACGGUAGUUCAGGCGGGUUGGCACACGCCCUCUCGCAGAUCCGGACCCGCGCCGAAGCAGAAACCCUCGUCACGGCCGCCAUCAUUGCCAAACUGGCCGAGAUCUUCCUGAUUCCUGUGGAGGAUAUCGAUGCGGGCAAGACGCCGUCGGACUAUGGGGUGGAUUCGCUGGUGGCGGUCGAGUUGCGGAAUAUGUUGGCGUUGCAGGUCGCGGCGGAGGUGAGUAUCUUUAGUAUUAUGCAGAGUGGGUCGUUGAGGGAGUUGGCCGGGGAGGUGCUGGGGAGGAGUGGGUUGGUUGAUGUGGGGGGAUUGGAGUAG
This is a messenger RNA of Aspergillus heteromorphus CBS 117.55, 7542 nucleotides long. Its product is annotated as type I polyketide synthase. The transcript has 6 exons. Gene Ontology annotation, biological process: fatty acid biosynthetic process; secondary metabolite biosynthetic process. The record is from RefSeq and is a predicted model, not a curated record. NCBI's taxonomy places the organism in Eukaryota, Fungi, Ascomycota, Eurotiomycetes, Eurotiales, Aspergillaceae. Gene Ontology annotation, molecular function: oxidoreductase activity; phosphopantetheine binding; fatty acid synthase activity. Bases 1 to 7542 code for a protein of 2513 amino acids.